Messenger RNA from Caenorhabditis sp. 36 PRJEB53466, 16907 nucleotides. NCBI's taxonomy places the organism in Eukaryota, Metazoa, Nematoda, Chromadorea, Rhabditida, Rhabditidae. The record is from the annotation of a GenBank genome assembly.
AUGCUGUUCAAGAUUCGAGCAGCUCCGUUGGAGCGACCUUGGUCUAAUAUUGUUGCCAAGUACUGUCUAUUCGUGGCAAAGUGAGUGAAAAGCUGCGGAAGUGUGAGAACAGAUAGUUUGUUUACCAGAAAUUUUUGUGCUGCUUACCGAAUUUUGUAGUUUGUAGUCUAAGCAGCACCACUCUUGUUUUUUCAACGAAAAAGUUGCAGAUACCCAUGGCCAUUCAUCAUAAUUCCCUCAAUCAUAACAAUAUGCCUCUCAAUGGGGAUAAUUCUCAAUUUCCGAAUAGUUCGUGGCGUCAACUAUCUCUAUGCGCCUUUAAAUGCCACGUGGAAGUCGGAAGAAGCAAUUUUCGGAGAGAAUUGGGCAAAGGAUGACGAACAUUUUUAUCCAGGUUUGGAAAAGAUAGCAUUACUGAAAUUUUAGUUUUUUUUUUAGGAAAGGAUAUUUUGCGAAGACAAGGAAUCUAUUUGAUUGUGAAUUCCAAGGAUGGAGGCGACAUUUUAAGACAAGACCAUGCCAAAGACUUUCUGGAAAUCCUCGAAUGGAUAUCCAGUAUAAAACUUUUAUCGUCGGCGGGAAGAGUGUUCACUUAUAAGGAUGUUUGCCUUCAUUUUCAGGUUCCUCAUAUUUCCAACAAAAUUUUUGACAAGAACUUUGACGUCUUUCAGAAUGACUGUUUCUCGAACACUCACGCAAAGUUAUUAGCUGACAUUUAUUCAAAAAACCAUAGUUCUAUGUUCAACAUCACGUUCCCCAUCUACCGUAGUACUUACGCGACGGAGCCAAUCGAUAUUUCGAAAGUUCUUGGAAAUGUCACUUUGAAUUCGAAUGGACACGUCCAAAAUGCGUCCGCGUGGAUGAUUUUGUAUCAGUUGAAACAGUUCGGGCCAGGAAAAGGACAGUUGUCGAAGGAUUUCGAGGACGGAUUGGCGGAAAAGAUUCAGAAUAAAGAGACGCCUUCUGAACUGCUGAAUUUGUAUUAUUUCCAUUCUGCCACGUUUGAUGAGGAAUUGGAGAAAGAGAAUAGGAGACUGACGCCCAAGUAAGCUGGCUGCAAAACGUUUUUUUUUAACACAAAAAAGUGCUCUUCAGAUUUUCCAUAACAUUCACAGUCCUUAUAAUUUUCGCAAUUCUCUCUACGUUCACUAUAAAAUUUGUGGACUUUGUGGACAAGGAUUCAAAGUCAACUAAACGAUACCCAGUAAUUGAUUGGGUGCUCAGCAAACCACUUUUGGGGGUUUGUGGAGUUUUGGUCACCCUUUCUGCAAUUAUCUCUUCCACUGGCUUGCUCAUGCUUUUCGAUGUCACUUUUGUGGAUAUGUGCACAGUUAUGCCGUUUUUAUCGUUGAGUAUGUUCUUCUUUCAAAAAAUGUUGAGCUGUUAAAGAUCUAAAAUGGAUUUUUUCAGCAAUCGGAAUUGAUGACACGUUUCUAAUGCUUGCAGCUUGGCAUGAGACAGACAGAAACCUACCGUAUCAAGUAAGUGAAAUUUGCUCUGCUUAGCCAAAACUUGUAGCCUGUAGUCUAAGCAGAACGAAGCAGGCGCGAAUUUUGGUGCUGCUUAGAUUACGAACUACGAAAUUCUGCUAAGUUUUUGUAGUCUGUAGUCAAAGCAGAACGGAGCAGGCGCGAACUUUGGUGCUGCUUAGACUACGAACUACAAAAUGCUGCUGAGCAGCACCAAAACUUGCAUAUUUCAGACCCGAAUAGAGCGUUCGAUGCGUCACGCAGCCGUAUCCAUCUCGAUCACAAGUCUCACGGAUGCUCUCGCUUUUCUCAUCGGCUCAAUUGCUCCGCUUCCAGCUGUCAUGUACUUCUGCUAUUAUUCAUCCGCCGCAAUAGUUUUCAUCUUCCUCUACUGCCUCACAAUGUUCGUGGCUGUUCUCGCACUUCAAGGAAGACGAGAACAAGAUUUACGGCAUUCGGUAACUGGCGAAAAGACUGAAAAUUUAGAGGAUUACGGUAGGGAGGAUUCCUAGAGAAUUUAAAAAUGUAAAAUUAUUUAGAUAAUGCUUCAACCAAACAGCUACUCUUCAAAAUGGGAAGUCGAGUGUCUGUUAAAGCAGACGAGGAAAAUAAUAAUAACAAUGAGAAAUUAGAUGAAAAAGAGGGAAACGGAGAGAAAGAUGUUCGAAUGUGGUACCAAAAAUUUUUCGAAGACACCUACGCGCCUUUCAUUUCAAGCCCCAAAAUGGCAUUUUUAAGUCUCCUCCUCUACAUUUCCUAUUUGACCACCGCGUUUUAUGGAGCUCAGAAUCUGAAAAUUGGGUUUGAUGUACGUGAAGUUUGAAAAGGAGAGAAUGAACCCCAUUUCAGCUUAUAAAUAUUGUGCAAGAAAGUUCGGCGUCUCGAGUUUUCCUAGAAGUUCGUAACAAGUUAUUCCCUGAAGACACCAAAGUGAGUUUUUUCGCAUUGAAACAUUUUGAAUUAAAAUGAGCAGAUUAUGGACAUUGCCAUCAUGAAAUCUCCGCAACUAUCGAAUCCCAUUGAACGGGAAAAAUUUAUGAACGUUUUGGAUGAGUUUGAAGUAGGUCAAAUAUGAAAACAAUUACGCGAACCUCACUUUUCAGAGAACUUGGUGUUCUGAAGGAAGGAAUUCCACGCAAUUUUGGUAUUUUGAAAUGCAAAAAUACUUGGGGCAACUUGGAUUCGGAGGCAAUGUCGAUAAAGUUUUGAAUAACAAGAAAGUGAGUAUCGUUUUGAUUUUGAGUCUUCAAAAUCCAGAAAUAUUUGUCUCCAGAAGCUCGAACAAUCAAAAAAGACGUUCUUGAUGUCAAACGAAAAGUACAGAUAUGAUGUGCUCUCGGAAAAUCAAUUUAGGCUAUCUACUAGACUGGUAAAUGUGAGCACAGAUGAGGAAAUUUCAAAAUGUGCUGAAACUAUGAGGUUUUGAAAGGAGCUCGGUUUGAAUAUCUAACUUAUGAUUCAGAAAGUUAUGCCGAAAACAUGAACAAUACAAUAUGACAACAUAUGCAACGCUUUGGAACAUCGCAGAUGAGUACGAUAUUAUGUGGCCCCAAACUAUGCAGGAUAUUUACAUUUCUAUAGGUUUUUACCACGCAUUCUCAACUUUAAAUUACUGAAAUUUCAGCUGUCAUGAUCCCAGUAGCCUUGCUAUUCAUCCCACAGCCACUUUGCUCACUGAUAAUAGGUACUUUUAGUCGGAAAAUCGUAUAAUAUUUCAGAUUUUUAAGGCCUGAACAUUGCUUCAAUUGCAUUUGGAGUAAUUGGUACAAUGUCCUUUUUGGGAGUCAGUCUAGAUGCCACGUCAAUGAUUACGGUUGCAAUGAGUGUUGGAUUUUCAGUUGGUAAGGUUUCAUUUCACUCAGCAGACCCUUGUCUUGGCGCUGCUUAUCGAAAUGUUGCAGUUUGUAGUCUAUGCAGAACGAGCAAUAAAUUCUGCAAAAUUGAAUUACAUAACAGUUAUUUUUCGAAAAUUUUCGUAUAUUAUCAAUGGAAUUAGUGAUCACACCGCCAACAGCCUAUUUUCUCUGUCUGCUCGCCCUCUCAAAACCGCCGUCUCGCCUCGCAAAAAGUGGGCGGAGUUAGCAUUCACACAAAACAUAGCAGCGGGCGGAACCCGUGAGGUGUCGGCUGCGCGCACACAUCACUUUCGGAAACCGCGUUUAAUGCAUUGAGACCAUACUAUACAGAAUCAUUUCUGCAGUAUGUAUCUCGUAAUUCCCAUCAAUUUGGUAGAGAUGCCAUCCGCGAUGAAUGGGUAACGGGCGUGCCGCGAGCGUGAAGCAGCUCCUUGAGAGCUUGAUGACCGCGUGGAGCCAAUCUUUUUUGGAGCCGCAGUGGCACGCUCUUCUGAGCGGAUAAUCUUGAAAAUAAACUGAUGGAAAGGAACAUUUUACUUCAGAUUUCGCCGCACACGUCUCCUAUGCCUACAUGACCGAAAACAAACCGUCGAAAGUUGGAAAAAGUCUAAUAUUAUCACGGUUUUGUAAUACAUUGGGAACCGUUGGAUGGCCAGUCACCCAAGCAUCUGUUUCCGUUCUUUUGGGAGUGUCUUCCCUGUAUUUAGUCGACAGUUACGUAGUCCAAACUUGUUUCCGAACAGUUGUUCUCGUUAUUUUAUUCGGUAAGAUUGUUGGUAUUCAGAUUUUAGACCAAAUGGAAGAAAAUUGUAUUUCAGGAACAACGCACGCACUAGUUUUUCUACCUCUUCUCCUGUUGAACGCUCACAGGUUAUACGAUUAUUUUAAAAAGGAAAAAGAGCCAGUUUCAGACACUUAGAGCUUUAACUUCACGUUGUUUGUACAUUGCUUGUUUUUGAAUAAAUUAUUAUAAAGAAUUGAAAUGUUCGAUAACCAGUGUCUAAGGAACAGAGGAGGAGAAUUCUCAGCGGAACACUUUAUACACGAUUCAUCCGAAAUUUAUUCGUAUCAAAUUUCAAAUCUUCGGCUUCAAUGCGAAUGUCUCAACUUAUCCCGGAACCUUUAAAUAAUUCCAAAGCGCUCGAAAGGACCACCCAUCACCCGAAAAAUAUCUCCUUCUUUUCUUCAACUGCUCCGAAAAUUCGUCGUCGUCUUCUUCUUCUUCUUCUUGCUCCGGCUUCUUCUCCUCCUCAUUCAUCAUCGCCUCGUCUCUUGGGCUCUCCGUGCACCGAAUGCUCUCUCCCGAGCCAACCGCUUUUGGUCUGGGGGCAGUUUGCAACUCUUCCCCUCCCCCCACAACUAUAUGUUUCGUUUUGCCAACUUUGUCUCAUAUCCAGUUUCAAACAUAACUUGCACUGCCCUCCCGGACGGGCUUGUCCUCUUUUUUUCGCGCGCCUCCUUCCCUUUUAAUAUUCUAAUGCGCUCUGACGGCUUAGCUCCUCGUCGUCUUCUUCUUCUUUUUCCGUCUAGAGCUCCGAGUGUUGACGGUGUUCUUUGUUCUGUUUCGAAAACCUAAAUUUAGUGCUGCUUAACCAAACGUGUAGUUUAUAGUGCAUGCAGACCCCAAGAUCGGAAGUUCGGUGCUGCUUAGACUAUGAACUACAAAAUCCCGUAAAGCAGCGCCAAAGUUUUGUGUCUUCACUGUACUCAAAACUCAAACCUUGUUGAGAAUAACAAAUUCAAGGCGUCUUCUUCUGAAGUAUGCCCUCUUCAGAAUACAAUUUCUUCUUCGUCGUCCUCUACCAAAACACUUUUCGCCCCUUUUCCUUCCACUUUUAAACUUUUUCCUCCAGUUUUUCGCUCUCUUUUUUUGAAAACAUGAAUAAAUAAACAAAACGUGGCUCUUUCGCCUUCUUUUCGUUUUCCCACACACUGAAACCUUUCUCAAUAAUCAAAUCAUGUGAGCGAAGUGGAAAAGUUCUGUUUAUCUUUUCCGUCAGCUGAAAAAAGAGAGAAAAAGUAAAAAAAAAUCUCUGUUUUUUGUCACGUCGAACGGAUAAACUGCUCGCGGCGGAACUCGGGAGGAAAACAGAGAGCAGAAAAAGAAGAAGAAGAAGAAGUGCAAGGGUUUUGUGAGCUCACAAUAUAAAUAAUUGAUUCGAGAUGUGUGUUUGUGCUCCGCUUUUUUCUCCUAUUGUCCGUCUAUGAAUCUGGCGAACAUGUGUGAUUUUGACUUUGAAACCUUGCACUGCUCAUCGAGACUUUGUAGUUUGUAUUCUAAGCAGCACCAAGCAGUUGCAAUUCUAACGUGUGGUGCUGCUUAGACUAUAAACAACAAAAAUUAGCUAAGCAGCCCAAACUUCUCAAUAUCCGCAGAAUCCAAAGGAGCCAAAAACUUUUGCGUUUCUGACCCCAAUGGAGUCAUAAAUCUGUCACUGAAUGUUCGUAUUCUCAUAUGAAUCAGCGCGAGGCAAUCAUUAUCCCUUCUCUUCAGUUUGGGGAGAGGUCUAACUUUUACUUUACACAUUUCUUCUUCCUCUGGGUCAGCUCCACUCCAUAUAAUUCUUCCAAUUAUAAUGAAAUGAAAAAGAGCGGGUGUAUAUAUAGCUCGCUUCUUCGCUUAUUUUCUUCUCGAGUUGCUCAAAAAUUGUUCUUGUACAUACACUGCGGGGCUCAUAAUUGAAAUGCGUAGGCGUUGGAAAUGUGAAAAUUUGCUCGACGUCUUCUCCUUGUGCUGCAUGGCGGCUCAUCUCAUUAGUAGAGCAAAAGCAUCCGACCCCGUCUCCUUUUCCCCCAUUUUCCCAUUUGUUCCUGCUCUUGAGAGCGCUAGACACACACGGAAAAGCAAAAAAGUAUGCUCGCGGAGCUGCCGCUGCGGAAUAGAAAAUCAGGGCGCUCAAACAUUUAUCACAUCUUUUAUCAUUUCAAUUUUGCCGCAAUUCAAUCCGACUCGCUAGCGGCUCUGGCUGCUCCGCGAGAGCAGAAAAACCGAAAAGAUCGUGUGAUUUUGAGAGAUUUCGAACCGGAUCUCAUGAUGAGAGGCCUCUCCGGAGCUUCUUGUCGCAUCCGCCAGAAAGAGCACGACAUGCAAAAACAUGAGCAAUUUCGUGUUUGUUGUCUUUUUCUAUUUUUGAAAGUCGCUACCCGACCCGAAUUGUUGUGUUUUUCGCCAAGUUGGUCCCAGUGAAUAUCUGAUUUGAUUCGAGUUUUUUGUAGUCACAGGAUUACUGUAGUCACCCUCACAAGACAUUUCUGCUCUUUAAAUUCAAAUUCUGAUGAGAAACAACCCAUUUUUCUUUAAAUGCCCACUCUCCCAAGUUUCUUGGCACUCUUGUAAAUUCCAAUUUUCCCUCUUGUCAAAAAUUGUUCAUGUUGUCCUUUUCCACUCUUUUUUGUUGGUUUUCUUUGUCAUUCACUCACAAAAACGGAGCGGAACUCUAUAAAAGGUGCUCCUUCCGAUUCUCUCUCUCCCUCUUUCUCCGCUUCUCUCUUUUUCGGGGGUCGAAAUUGAAAAGAGAGAGAGAGAGAGAGAGCACGAAUGCAUAUGAAAUUGCUUCUGGAGCCGAAUUCUGAAUGUUCCGUGCUCUUGAAUACGCCAAAUUUGUCAAGAUUUUCAUCUAAUGAGCAGGCCCACGAGGCUCGAAGCUCCGAGUGCUCCGAAAGAGCUCUUAGCACAAAAAGGAACGAGUAAAUGAUUCACCCAUAAUAUGCUCGACACCCUUCCACUUCAGAGUCACCCCCUUAUUCGCGCUUUUAAGUGUGUCUCUGCUUGCAAAUAUUGACCUCUGUCAGUCAGUCCAACAACAAUAAAUACACAUUUGAGACACCCGAGAAAAUGUGUUCACUUCACAAUCAGUUUUCUCUGCAAGCUUUUCGGAGAGCAAGAUUUUUUGCAAAGUUGAGAACACAUGUUAGUACUGUACUUGUAAUUUGUGACGUAAGUAGACAUCUUUUUGAGCUGCUCGAAGAGCUUCUCGCUUUUUGAGUAUUGCAGGCUCUAAAUCAUACUUUAAAGUAGAGUUUAGUUUGUGCUUUUGUACUGCUUGGUGCUGCUCAGACCCCUAUUUAUGAACUGCGCCAUACUGGGUCUUGGUCAUUUGAAAAGCAUCGGCGUCCGCGGCCCAUAAAUCAGCGCCGUAAAGCGCUAACACCCCACUAAUUUCCGUAUUACUGUUGAAAACCUUUUUCCCAUUUUCUCCUAACCAGUUCGUUUCGUUUUCCAUUUCGGGUUCGGGUUCGACGCGUCCAUCUUUCGGCCGUAGAAACAAAGGCAGUCCAUAAAAUUACCAUUUUCAAUUCUUCCCCCCAUUUUCUAUUGGUACAUCUGCUCUUCCCUCUUCGUUUCCUCACUGGAGACAGAUGGAAGUAGUUCCAUUCUAUUCCAUUUCAAUUUCCUUUCCGGAUCCAAAAAAGACGGAGAAAGGUUAGCGCAAAAAGAAAAGUACCGCAUAAAAAGUGGAACCUCAAUCUCGACUUGGGAUCUAGCGGAAUGGAUAGUGAACCAAUCCAAUCAGAUUUUUUCUCUGCGCCUCUUCGCCUCACCCACUAUUUUCUCGUUUUGAUGACCUUCGCUACCAAUUUGAUUUGCAAAAGAGGCAAACCGCCGAGCGAGUAGUACUCUUUUCCGAAAUAGGAAAUACCGGUAACGCGCCCCCCUGGCACUUUAAUUAUUAUGCGCACGCCUCCAUCUACCUACCGCUUGACUGUGAAGGGGGGUCUUUUCAACUAUUCCCCGACCACGUUUUCAUCGAUUUGUCACCUCUUUGGUUCGGAAAAAGAACGGAUAGCAAUAGAAUGAAAUUGUUAAUUUGAUGAAUUGUGGGUGGAGAGCUAAACUAUUGUCUAUUUGUUCUUUGUUGUUGAAAAGAUUGUGAACAGUGCAAUUGUUGACAAAAAAGUUAGACAAAAUCUCAACCCAAAUCCAAUCUCAGUCAAAUCAGGAGACGCCUGUCACUCCAAUUCCCGCCCAUUCGUGUCAACCUCGUUCCUCUCAUAUCCUUCUCAAUCUUGCAAUGCAAUAUUAGUUCGACUACUACUACUACUACAACUACAUGUUUCCGUUUAUAUCAAUAUCAGAACAUGUACGCCUGGGAAUGGCAGCUUCUUCUCCCAACUAAUCCGUGUUGCUCUUUCUUUUUCUCGCUCUCUCUCCGUUUCCGUCGCUUAGAAACCACGCAUAUAUUCUCAGUUUGGGCGGCGACGACAUGCCACUCACUUCUCAAAACUCUUCCUCUUUUCCUCCCGUUUUCCUCCCGUUUUUCUUUUCUUUUGUGUGUGCCUGUGAGUGGCCCCCACGCGACCCCCAUCCAUCUACAUUUGCCACAUAAAAUAUCAUAAAUUCCCAGCCUCCCACCGCUUUUUGAUGUGUUUCUUUCUUUUUUUUUUUCGUUUCGUCUUUUCGCCGAAAAGGAAGAAUCAUCAAAAUGUUUAUCAUUUUCCUCUCAAAAGCGGCGAACUGGGCUGAAAUUUUAUGUACGUGUGGUGCCUCGUUUCUUAUCAUUCUUUAUCAGCUUCGAAAGUUUGUCGGUCGCACUGUUUCCCUUUUCAUUUUGCAAUUAACUUGAUGGGAAAGUGCUCGUUAGGAAGAAUUAGGAAGUUUUAAACCACCAUGUCUGGAUUCAAAUAUUUUCUUUGAAACAAUUGGUUCAACUUUUAAUCUUCCAUUUCUAUCACUUCCAGCUUUCUAGGACAACUUUUCUUCUUCUACAAAUCACGUUUGAUGUACUUAUCUCUGUUUUGGUCGAAUUUGGCAAACCUCCCAAAGAGACCUGAUCACUAUUACGUGUAUAUUAAACUUUCGCGCACUUCUCCGAACCUAACCCCUUAUUUACACCCUCCUCGCUAACCCCCCUCACUUUCCGGUGUUGACACAAUCAUGACAGUAAUCCUCUCUUUCUCUCUCUCUCUCUCUUUCUCUCUUUCACUUUGGUCGUGUCUAUUCCUCUAAAUUCAACAAAUAGACUGUCCCUUUUCAAUUUUAUUUUCUCCUAGACAGUUCCACUCUUCCCGAGGAAGAAUGGUAGAAACAGGAAAAUCCACGACACGAGUGAUUAUACACUUAUCGCCUCCGUAUCUUCUUAUCUGUCCCGCCAGUGGGGAAAAUCGGGGAGAGAGAAGUGUUCCGAAAAUCGUAAAACGUGUCGUCGCGCCUCAAGACGCCGUUUUCGCCCCCAGCUGUCAAGUUUUUCACUUUGAAAUUUGUGUUUGUCCAUUCCUUUUUCGCGUUGUCAACUAGACUUUCUCUGAUACAAAAUAUUCAGUGGUUGCAAAAGUUCAUUGUCCUUUUCCACAUCGUGGACUUAUGAGAUCCUGAAAAAUUACGGUAGGCCGCGAUGCAUCAUUUCAAAAGCGAUAAUAAUAUUUUGACAACAACAAAUAUUAUUUCCUUCCUUCUCCUUUCUCCUCUCAACUUGAUGUUAUUAUUAUUAUCUCCGUCAUAUCUAACCUUCCCCCCACUUUUAUAUGUUCUGUUCCAAAAUCGCACCUCGGCCAUAUCUUUGAUCUACUUCUCCUUCUUCUUCUUCUUCUUUUUUCGUCCAUCGCUCCCGUGUACACUUCUGACCUUCUCCUCUCAUGCUUCAUUUUUCGCAUUUCAGAGAGUGCUCAAGAACAUCUGGCACCAGAAGAGCCAAGCAAAAAAGAGGAGAAGAAUGGCCUCUGUCGCCAUUUCGUCGCCCCCGCUCUCGCCAUUGGGAAAUAAUAAGGACAAGAGGUUUGUUUAUCACAAUUGACAAAAUCUGGACGGAUUUGUUGAACUUUUCUUGGGAGUUUUGCGGCGCGGUGCAGGUUCAGAUACUGGCGCUGCCUAACGAUUUUUGUAGUUUGUAGUCUUAGCAGCUCUAUAGGUUGUACGGUCUGCUAAUGCGCUGCUUGGUGCUGCUGCUCAGAAUAAAAACUACAGUUCAAGUUAAGCACCUUAAUUUUGAUCUUCUGACGUCGUCUUUAACUGUACUUUUUUGCAAAGCAGUUCAAACUUUGACACAUUCCCAUUCCCAUUCAACUCUUGAACUGGUUCCCGUCCGCCGUCUUUCUCUUUCUCUUCCCAUCCUUGUGUGUGUGUGUGUGUGUUUGUAUACAAUGACCAAAUCGUAAAAAACUGAAAAAAAAACUGUGAGGUAGGAAGGGGCGUCGCGAAAAUUUUAGUGUGUUGAGAAAAAGUAGGAAGGCGGUGAGAAUGAAACAUUUGUUUUGUAGUCAGUUCUACUUCAUUUUCACACUCGCUGCAACUAAAGCUUUCGCGGGCUCCCCGAGCACUGACAGGUGCAAAUUGAAAAUGGAAAAUGGAAAAUUAGUUUUGGUUGACGCUGUCAGCUCCCAAAUCUUAUUUCAUGCUUUCUCACACAAAAAAACAUAGAAAACAUAACGUUUGUCUCAUUUUUCCGCCUUCGCCUCUCACUUUCUCACAAUAUUUUCGAACCGUUUUCGCGCACCCACGAAGAACGACUUCAAGGCCAAAAUCAUCAUCUCUUUCCAAUCUGUCAUUCUUCUUUGCCAUCUAUAAUUGCCACUUCAUUCAUUCAUUCAUUCAUUCAUUCAUUCAUCUCUAUAAUAUAUUUCACGCUCUCUUUUCCUUUUCCCCUCUACUCCUCUCUCGAUUUCACCCUAUUUCUGCGACGGGUUCAUCUCGAAGACGACGAAGAAUGAUGACCAUUUUGAGGUGAAACGAGAAGGAAUUGGGUGGGGGCACAACGAGGAGAAAAAGAGGACGUUGUGGUCGGUGUUUGCAUAUUCUGCCCCCUAUUCCAAGCCAACCACCUCUUCGUUUUUUUUUCUACUUUUUCAUUCGCAUCCUCCUCUCCUAUUCUAUUCUAUUCUAUGCUACUUUACCACAAACAACAAUUUUUUUGAGAAGGUCAACCCGUGAUCUUCAGAAUGAAGAGUAUUCUCAAACAUUUCGGAAUUGGACGCAGGACAAAGACGUGAGAGAUUUACGGGUUACUGUAGACAACUCGAACUCAAAAGCAGCACUAAAGUUUUAAAAGAUUGGUGCUGCUUAGACUACAAACAACAAAAUCACGUUAACAAGGACCAGUUUCAUGUGAUUUUCAUGUAUUUCUGAAAUAACCAAGUACUUCCGUAAAACGUCAGAGCUUUUUAGAGUAUCUCAGAAAAGUUCAACAGAUCCAAUGUUUUAAAGCAAACUUUCACUUAUCUUUUCAUUUUCAGAGUGUCAUUCGGCGAUGAUCACACAUUCGUCUACGAAAAAGAGGAUGAUGCGACGCCUCUCGUGCCACGUCAACCAUUCACUGAGUACGUUUUUUCUUCUAAAUCUUCAAUCCCAAAUCACAACCCCAAACAUCCCUGUUUUCUGGUCUGGAACACGCAAAAAACUUCCGUUCCCAAAUCAAAAAACCAAGAAAAAUGGAGAAAAAAGGAAGAAAGCUGUGAAAGAACGGAAAGAAUCAGCUGUUUUCUUGCUCUGUUCUCUCUUUUUUUUUUGUUUGGCAGUUUAAGAGUGUUAUCAACCCGUUUGACAUACAGACAAAAGAUCAAGGAGAGACGGAGAGAAAGAGAGAAGAACAUAUGAAGAGAUAGACGACUCGGCCGUGGCUCCGUGCUCUGUUUCUUCGGAGCAUUUGUGUUGCUCGGCUCUGCUCCAACGGCUCAUCCCUUCCCCCUUCGAGAUCCGCCUCUUUUCCUGCUCUCGCCUCUCACUUACCCGCCCGCAAAACAUUGAAAAGUGAAGAGAUUACUCGCUUUUUUGCCUCUGCUUCGUAUUUCUUCUUCUUCUUCUUCUUUUUUUUCUGCAUCACCACGCGUCAAUGACAAAGUGAGUCUCUUGUUAUCAAUCAUGUGACACCGACCUGACUCACUUCUGAGCCAGUUCCUUUUUUUUGUAGAUUUGAGCCUGGAAAUGAGUUUCAUGAAAGAGUCUGUUUGUAGUUGUACAUGCUUUUGUAGUUUGUAGUCUAAGCAGCACCAAGCACCGCGCUAGCAUUUUAUACUCUCAAUAGAAAGUCAGAAUCCUUGCAGUAACUGUUGACCUAGGCUCCCGGUUUUUGUGUGUGUUUUCCAGCUGAAAUUCUGAAAAAAAAACCAGCUUGGAACUCAAAAAGAAAACAGAAUAGAGCCCCCAGUUAUCCAUCUCAUUUUUCUCAGCGAAAACCAGACAUAGAAAAACAAGCGAAGAAGACCUCUCUCACUGAGUCAUUUUUGAGCUCUCCCGCUCAUGUUUCAUCGCAGUCAAAUGUCACAAUUUGUUGCUCGACACACGAAGAAACGAGAAGAAGAAGAGAGGAUCGCAAAGUUCUUCUCGUGGGAAUAUAGAAGUGUUUGAGUCGGAAAUUUCAAAUUCCUCGUUUCCACCCCCAUCUCCUCUUGUUUCGUUUUCACUUUUGACGACGUCUCGAAUAUCAAAAAGAUGGAGGAAAAAGUAAUUUCGGACGGAAUUCUGAGCACCGGCGCGAACGAAUCACACACAACAUCCUCCGAAAUUUCGACGGAAUAGUGUGGGGAAGUGCGAGACGCAGACAUGAUCAGUUGGCGGCUUUAAACUCUUCGAAUUGCACUCCCGUCGACAGCUGUAAGAUUAUCAGUUCGCGUAUCAAGUUCACGAAUCGAUCGAUUUUGAAUAUUUCAUCAUGAUGUUCUGCAAAUUUCUGAAAAACGUUGUGCGGUAUGCCCUGAACAGAACUAGUUAUGAAUGCAUACUUUCACCGUUGAUAUAUAGUUAGAUGGACAGAGAGAGAGAGAGAGAGAGAAAGAGAGACAAUUAUAAAACAGAAGUAAAGAGGGGAUUUUAUUUACUUUACUGUUUCGUUUUCUCUUCAUUUCCGCUCACUCCAUUUUUUCGAAACGAACAAAUAAUAUCGCAAAUAUUGUCAAAAGCCUCCCGUUUCGUUUACCACCGCCGCUCCCCGCCGCUACUUUUUCGAUUAAUAUUGUUGGUUUCCAUUCCAUUUUCAUGAAAUUGAAAAGCGGGGGGGAAUGUGAAAUUGAUGGAUUUGUGAGCGAGACUGACGAUACAGAAUACAUGCUUUACAAUUAGACCACCGUUUUAGGAAAAAAGCUUUUUUGAACUUCUCUCGCUAAAGUGCUCAAAAAAAAGUCCCGUCCCACGCAGCUUUUCGAGUUUCGAGUUCUCAACCCAAAUUCCGAAUUCCGCCAAAGGAUCGAGCGGCCAGUAAACAAAACAAAAAGUGGGCGGGGCCUCGUCCAUCGCGCCAAAUUGAAUUCUCCCCUUUGCCCCAUCCUUUUUUCGCGUUUUUCUCUUCCUCCUCUUCUAUCAUCACAAUACUUUUGCGAACCUGAACCGCCAUUCAAUGACGAACCGAGAGAUGAAAAUUGAAGAGAAAAUUGACAAAAACACAUUGUGACAGUUUGGAAAUGGUGGAAAAGUGUACAUGGAUAGAGAAAUAGUUCAGUGUUCUUCUUCUUCUUCUUCCUCUUCUUCUCUAACUUCUUCGUGUAUUUUCUGACAAAAAAUGGCAAAAACGAGGUUGGUGGAUUAGUGUUUUUGAGGGGGAUUAUCAUAAGGUUAGAAGGAGCCGGAGAAUCCCUUCAAAAUGUGUGUUGAAUAAUGUUGUCGAUUAGAAUCAGAAAGACCGGAAGGACGUAUUUCCCCUUCCCUUUUCGGGGCUUCUUCUUUCUCGGAUCUUCGCAACACUUUGUCCGUCUCUCUUUCUCUGCGCCCUCCACAGAAUGCACGCUCACUCGCCACCACACGGCCAUAUGCAUUCUAAUUGCAUUCGCAACGUCGUCUCUCCUCUCUCCCUCUUUUUCUUUCUCUCUUUAGGACUCUCUGGCUGCUCCAGCUUCACCCAUUCUGCCAUUCGGACCUCAUUUUGUUGUGUGUGUCCCUUGCUCUUGCUCCUCCGGCCCCCGGCUCCACGUCCCUCUUUUCCUCUUGUUGUUUGUUGCACUUUUUCGAGAAACUCUGGGAGCCAAUGGCUUCACGCCAUCACCACCAAAUGAGCACAGCGUCCAUUCUCAGUCGAUGAGAAUGAGCCAAAAAAAGACGGACGGAGAGAAGAAGAUGUCCUCGACGAGAACGGACGCAUUCAUUUGAUGGGAAUUGGGAGCCAAACCGCUCGUCUCCUCACUCUUUUCUUACUGAAAAGAAUGGUUGAGAUAAGAGGAGGAAAAGCGGCCCCAAACUCGUAUUGUUUUCUGUUCCGCUCAUCUUAAAUAACAUUAUUUCUUCUCGAUUUUCCUGAUUAGCCUGAUUUUCUCUCACAAUACUUAAUUCACAAGGCACACGGCCCGGCUUUUCAUACAUAUUACUUUCGGUUUUUUCAAUAUAUCUCCAGAAAUCGAACUUAGGGACCUCUGAUUUUUUGAUAAGAGUGCAAUUUUACCGGAUUCUUCAAAAUGAGCCAGGUCAGAGGUAAAUGUAAGGUUUCAGAGAGGUUACCGCUUCACAAUUUCCACUCUUUGCCGCUUUGCCAUGCUUUGCCGGCUCGUGGGGCUGCUUAGUGAGUUUUUGUAGUUUGUACUCCACGCAGCACCCAAAUCCGGUCGAAAAAUAGCAGCAAACAGACCCAAAUUAGGUGCUGCUUAGACUACAAACUAAAAAUGAGUUAAGCAACACCAUGAUUUUUGCCCAUUUUCCGGGGGCGCUUCGGGAAGAAGGAACACAAAAGCGGAAAAGUGCGCUGCGCCCGUCAGUUUGGACUAAUCCGGCGAAUGGAUUGAAGUUACUUAGCCUUCCUUUUCCUUCCCAUUCGCCUUCGUCUUCUUCUUCUUCUUCUUCCUCUUCUUCUUUGCAUUCAAUUUCUUCUUUCCUCCCCAGGACAACCCAUUCUCAAUCUCCCUCGUCUUCUUCCAAUUUCGUCGCUUUGUUCUCAUUUCUCCCUUGCCUCGAAGAAGCGAAAGGAGCGUGCGACCAAAUUAAUGUAAUUUGAUUAAUAGUACAUAUGCGACUCGACACGACGCUUUUACCGAGAUUCUGAGGCCCAUUCAAUUGAAAAGAGGUUCAAAAGGAGGAGGAGGAGAGGCAGAGAGCAUAGUGAUCAGUCAUGUGGGAAAAGAGCACCUGCGACAAUUAUGUAUCCAAUCGGAAACGCGCGUUUCUCUCCCUCUCGUCUCUUUUCUGUGUCGACCUAUAUUGAUGAUAAUGGUCCAUGCCUCAAAACCACUUCACGAGGGAGGGAGACCCCCGACAAAGCAGUGCGUGUAAUUUGAGACCGAUUCGUUGAUUGUGUACACUUUUUGAGCCAACCGCGAACGUUAUUUGCGCAAAAAAGACUGCAGCUUUCCAGGGUUUUCGGCUAAAUUGCUUUUUGGACAUAAAAAUCCUUUGUCACACCCCAUUUAUUUGUUCCGCCCGCGGAGCACAGUACCAGUUCGGUGCCGUUCCCGAGCCCAUUUAGCUCGUUUAAAUUGACCUUUCUUCUCGCCAAUUUUCGCUCAUAAAUGGGAACAGACCCCAAUUUGAAUAAAUGGAAUGGAUGACAGCUGUUCGUUUCCCUUUUUGACCCCAUCUCCGUCGCCAUUUUUUACAAAAUGUCAAUUGUUUUAUUUCAGUCCGGACGCGCCGGUCAGUCGAGUAGUCGUCACUUCGGAAACGGUCGUUCCCGAAGCUCCGUCGCCGAUUCCGCCGCCAGCACAGUUUGAGGAGGUCAGGAGAGUCGCCGUUUCGCCGCCACUUCCAUCCAAGUGAGUUCAGAUAUUAUACAUUUCCACUUCUUGGUUCUGACAAAAGACAAAAUACGGCAGCUAAACUAUUCUAACUUUAGACCGAUGGAUCUUCAUUUCCGGUUAGUUUUGUUCAGAACUGCAAAAAUUGUCAAAAAGGAAGCUUCAUGUACUUUAUUGUAUACAGUUAGUAGUGGUCGAAUUCCAUUCCACGUGGCAAAUUUGUGUGUGGUCACCGAGUGCCUUUGAGAACCGCCUUGUUAAGACGUGCUUCAUCUCAACCAAACAUUGUUUCAGAAAAAUGACGGAUGCUGAAAAUCCGUUCCGACCGGAGGAAAUCCUCUAUCACGAGGUCGAUCCGAUUGUGGAGCAGUACUUGCACAAACCGUUUCCGCCGAGCAGGCCCGGAUCCGCACAGAACACGCCCACCAAACAACAAAACUAUCAUCACUCACAAUCGUAAGGAAAAAAAAUGAUCAGUUUGCAUAAAACAAUGGUUUUCUCAGAAGCACGCCACCGCCAACGACCAACGAGUCACCGUUGUAUCUGCAGAACGGGUUGAGCAAAGAGCAAUUGGUGCAAAACGAGAAAAACGAGGCAAACCAUUCGGAGCCACUGCUCGCCGAGCACAAUCGGUACGAAUUUGUUUUGAUAAAAGAUGAUAAUAGAAAAUAGCUUUUAAAAAACUUUGCUUCAAAAAUCCCGAUUGAAGCAACACCUAGGCAGAAAAUAUGAGCUCAUUUUCGUAGUUUGUAGUCUAAGCAGCGCCAAACUUUACGACUGCUGGGCGCUGCUUAGACUACAAGCUACGAAAUUUCGUUAUGCAGCACCAAAAUUUGGUUUGCACUUUCCCGCGUUGUAGUUUUUGCGUUUUUGCUGUAACAAAAAUUCAAAAAAGUCUGUAUUUUUCAGCAACGAAGAGUACGUCGAAGACCUGCCCCCAGCCGGCAAAGUGGAGCUGAUACACGUGAAGAAGAAGAAGUGCGGAUGCUGCUCGGUACAGUAA